Cucumis melo (muskmelon) is the source of this 896-nucleotide messenger RNA. RefSeq names its product auxin-induced protein 22D-like. Bases 11 to 832 code for a protein of 273 amino acids. Lineage: Eukaryota; Viridiplantae; Streptophyta; Magnoliopsida; Cucurbitales; Cucurbitaceae. The record is from RefSeq and is a predicted model, not a curated record. The transcript is spliced from 4 exons. Gene Ontology annotation, cellular component: nucleus. Gene Ontology annotation, molecular function: protein binding. Gene Ontology annotation, biological process: regulation of DNA-templated transcription.
GUCCUAAUAUAUGCUGGCGAACAGAAAAGGCUUUCAUGCACACACACAAGAUGUCACAAACAAACUCUUACAAAUAAGCCAACAUUCCAAUCCAAAUCCCUUUCAUCUCUUCAUUUUCCAACGCAUUUCACUCCAAUUCUACAUCAAUCAAGCCAUGAAACGCCAACUAUCCAGUUUCCAAAACCUCCACGAUCUCAAUUUCGAAGCAACCGAGCUCCGAUUAGGAUUACCGCAAACAAGUUGCAGAACAGAGCAACAACCAGCAGAAGGUAAUUCACAUUCACAAAUGUCCGCCAAGCAGAGCAAGAGCGAAUCCAGAUCCGGAGGAAGAACCGAUUCUAAUUCCAUUUCGACUUCCACUAAUUCUUCUUCAGAUGAUCAUGCCGAUCAUUGCCAUGAACACACGAAGACGCAAGUGGUUGGAUGGCCACCGGUGAGAUCGUACAGGAAGAAUGUGAUUAUUGAAACAGAGAAGAAGAAGAAGAAGAAGAAGAAGAAGAAGAAGGAGAUUGUGAAUAUGGAGUUAGGAUUAAUGAGUGGAAUGUAUGUGAAAGUGAGCUUGGAUGGAGCUCCAUACCUAAGGAAGAUUGAUCUCAAGCUUUAUCAAGGCUAUCAACAGUUGUUGGAUGCUUUGGAAGAGAUGUUCAACUUCAAAAUUGGGAGAAAUUCAGAAAGAGAAGGUUACGAUGGGCGUGAUUAUGUUCCAACUUAUGAAGAUAAAGAUGGUGAUUGGAUGAUGGUUGGAGACGUCCCAUGGAAUAUGUUUACUUCUUGCUGCAAGAGAAUGAGAAUGAUGAAAGCAUCAGAAGCCAGAGGGUUGAGUUGUUCAUAAUUUUGUAUUUUAAGAAGAAAAAGACAAAAAACAAAAAAAUAAAAAAUAAAAGGUAUUUGUUUUA